AUGGGCAAGAAAUCAAAGAAAAAGGGUAUCGAGAAAGCACAUAGAUCAUCGGCUUAUCCCAUAUUAGAGAUAAGCCACUCUAUUAGCGAUCCGCUAUUUGCCGCAGCAUUCCAUCCAUCAGCAAACAUAUUUGCAACAGGAACUGCCAAAGGCUACUUGAGACUUAUGAAGUAUGAUGCUAACAAGUUGGAGAAUGCAAUUGUUCAGCAAAAAGAGCCUGUUUCUUCAGGUGCAGAAGAGGAAUUACCUCCUUGGACAUCGAUUGGUGUCUACGGUGAAGAAGUAGACCUGGAUGACGUAAUUAAUGACGAUGUUCAGGUCUGCUGGAAGGCCAAUCAACAUAAAAAGAGCUGCAGGGAUAUAAAAUUCGAUUAUGAAGGAAAGCACAUUUAUACAGCCGGCCAUGAUGGUAUAUUAAAGAAAACAGAUGUGGAGACGGCUAAGGCAAUUGGUGAAACUUCAAUAGAGGAGGGUUCAUCGGCAAUAACAAGAAUUCUCACUGUUCCAAACAAGAACUUUCUUGUUGUUGGUGAUGAGGGCGGUGAUAUAACAUGCUACGACACAAAAAGUAUGAAGAAGAUUUAUCACAUAGCAAAAGUGCACGAUGAUACAGUGAACUGUAUCAACAGUUGCAUUCCCAAGUCGGACUAUAAAUUUGUGAGUGUUGGAUCAAUGACAGUAGCAAACUGGGAUAUCAGAAAGGAAAAGGUUCUACACAAAAGUGAGCAACAAGAUGACGAGUUAUUUUCCUCGUGCUGGGCAGAUCAAGAGACACAAAAAACACUAUUGGGAGGAAUGGCGGGUGGAAUAGUAACAUUAUGGAAGCCGUAUCUGAAUGAGUUUGAAGAUCAAAUCUCGAGGAUAAACAUAAAUAAGAACGAAUCUGUGCAGUCUGUUAUCAGUGCAAUGGAUUCUGCUUCUAGAUUUGCUUAUGCCGGUCUUUCCGACGGAAAAGCAGUUAAAUUGGAUGUGGAAAAUGGCCAAGUUAUUGAUUUCAGGAACCACAGUAAUGAUGGAACCGAUGAUGUGGAUGGCUUGGAUCUUGACUAUGAGUAUCGCUUGGUUACAUUCGGAAUGGACAAGUUGAAAAUAUGGACUAAUAAAUAUGACGAUCCAGAUUCAAGUGAGGAGGAGAAUCUAGACGGCGACUCGGAUUCAGAGUUUAAUAAUACAGGUAGUGAUGAGGAAUCGGAAAAUGGUUCUUCUAGUGACAAUGAAGAAGAGGUUCAAAAGGACAACAAAAGAGCUUUAGAGACGGACAAAAAAACUAAAAGCAAAAAUAAAAAGGCCAAGAAGAACGGCAAUCCUAGUAUUAGAAGAUUCGAGGGGUUAUGA
Brettanomyces bruxellensis is the source of this 1335-nucleotide messenger RNA. RefSeq lists its product as uncharacterized. Gene Ontology annotation, biological process: carbohydrate metabolic process. NCBI's taxonomy places the organism in Eukaryota, Fungi, Ascomycota, Pichiomycetes, Pichiales, Pichiaceae. The transcript has a single exon. Gene Ontology annotation, molecular function: hydrolase activity, hydrolyzing O-glycosyl compounds; protein binding. The coding region runs from base 1 to 1335 and encodes 444 amino acids. The record is from RefSeq and is a predicted model, not a curated record.